CGGAGCACUCGCCUCGCUCUCCGGCGACGUCCACGUCGACGACACUGUCAAUACGACAACAAUGCCCGCCGCAUAUGCGCCCUCAGAGCCGGCGAGCAUCAGCGAUGACCUGAACGAUUACGAUGUCAUCUCUGACAACGAUCCGCGUUCCCUUGAGUCCAGUAUCGCAGACCUCAGAAUCGACAGUCCAACAGUUGCCGCUCCGGCUCCACGUCCUCCGCGAGAGGUGCCACCAUCUGAAGAUGCAAAGGCCUUGUUUGAAACUGCAAGGCUCUCUGCAGAUGACGUGCAGGCUUUAGUACAGAAGACAGUCACUGGACCGGGCAAGGGAGCUGUCGGACCUCGAAGUAGAUCCCGUAGUCGCAGUGAACGAGAGAAGUCGUUCCGCUUGUACGUAGACGGAGUUUUCGACUCCGUGCACGUUGGGACAGUACAUCAGCUUCGCCAAGCAAAGCUUGCCUUCCCAUCUGUCCAUCUCCUCGUCGGGCCUUUUACUGACGUACAAAUACGUGCACACGAAAUGUCCACUAUCCUCCCUCAUGUCGAACGCUGCGAACUUAUUCGGCAUAUACGCUGGGUAGACGAGGUUCUUGUCGACGCGCCCGUCGUCCUGUCCGAAGACUUCCUCACGCGCCACCGUAUCGACUACGUUGCAGUUGAAGAGGGCAGCUCCGUAGAUCCCGCGAUUAGCAAGGCACGACUUGCGGGAUACGAUCUCGUGAAAAGCAUUGGCAAAGCAAUACCAACCCGGCGUACCCGUAACGUUAUUGCCUCGGCACUUUCCCUUCCUCGCGAAUCCGCUGCACCAACGCCCGCGAUGCCACCUUCCCGCAAACUCGAGCCAUCGACAUUCACUCCACCGACUCCUCCAGCAACAUCAAACGAUCACACUUCACCUGAGCAAGAGACGCCAGAGCCGAAAGAGGAAUUUGGAGAGUAAAUAAGCCGUCCGGCCUCGAUUCAUUCUUUCAACACCGUAUUACCCAUUCUAGAUCGGACUAUUCAUGCAACAGCAAUUCUCAAUAUCCCUCAAUAUCCUGCCUUGUACUACUACUGAUAUGCACCCUGUACUCGG
Messenger RNA from Fomitiporia mediterranea MF3/22, 1075 nucleotides. RefSeq lists its product as uncharacterized. Gene Ontology annotation, molecular function: choline-phosphate cytidylyltransferase activity; phosphatidylcholine binding. Gene Ontology annotation, biological process: CDP-choline pathway. The coding region runs from base 62 to 940 and encodes 292 amino acids. The transcript is spliced from 3 exons. Gene Ontology annotation, cellular component: nuclear envelope. NCBI's taxonomy places the organism in Eukaryota, Fungi, Basidiomycota, Agaricomycetes, Hymenochaetales, Hymenochaetaceae. The record is from RefSeq and is a predicted model, not a curated record.